Symbiodinium pilosum is the source of this 1998-nucleotide messenger RNA. The record is from the annotation of a GenBank genome assembly. Lineage: Eukaryota; Dinophyceae; Suessiales; Symbiodiniaceae.
AUGGGUGUCGCUGCUGUGGGUGCUGGGACUCUCUGCGCUUUGGCGAUGUCGGCCAAGAGAUCCCGUGCUGCGAGGCCACUCCGUGCGCGUGGCGGUGAUGUGGUGGAGACGCUGCCGACCACGGAGAUCAACUACUACAAGCUAGACAGCAUCAACACCACCCAGAUUCUGGCAUCUAUGCGCGGGGCCCUGAAGGCGAUGAGGGCAAUUUUCGAUUCCGAGAAGCCCGCUGAGGAGCAGAUGAAGGACGCCCUGUGCGAUCAGGAUGUCCGCUUCGCGCUGGUCUCGCUCUCCAGGCUUCCGGUCUUCUCUCACGAAUUCGGUCUUGCCUUCAAGGACGAUCUUGACCUGCUGCACACCUUAAAGCAGCUGAAGUACUUCUGGAAUCUGCCGCAGAGCCAGCUGGCCAUCCUCAUGGAGAACCUGGCUCGGCGCUUGGAUGCUGCGUCAGCCGCGGACUUCAGCAUCUUUACCGAGAAGCUCUGCCAAUCUUCUGCACAUCUCCUCGCUAUUAAGGAGGUGAGCAAGGAACUGCCAGAGGACGUCCAUGCAGAGUACAUGAAGAAUGCUGCCUACUUGGAGGAUGCCGACGCGCAUGCGGUCUAUCCUACUUCCAUCUACCGGCAGUGCGACGCCUUGACCUUGGCAACUCAGGACGCAUCCACCAUUGAGGCGGUGAUGAGCACGACCAUCACCACGACAAUCAAGAUCGCCCGCAAGGUCCUUGAUCCCUCCAACCACCUGCUCUUCGACGUCUACAAGCCGUUGGGCCGCUGUGUGGCUGUUGUGGACGAUAAGGUUGACGAGCACUAUGGCGCUGAGAUCGACAACUACUUUGCCACCCACGGCAUCGAGUUCACCAAGCUCGUCUUCAGUGGCAACGAGGUGGACAAGGGCAUCGAGGACGUUGAAAGGAUUUUGGUGGCCAUGAAGAAGUAUUCCGUAGGCCGCCACGAGCCUCUGCUGGUGAUCGGCGGAGGUGUGAUCGCAGACAUUGCGGGCUUUGCCACCUCUCUGUACUCCCGGAACACACCGUACGUGAUGCUUUGCACCUCCAUUGUCUCGGGCAUUGAUGCCGGCCCGUCUCCACGCGUUUGCUGCAAUGGCUACGACUACAAGAACCUCUACGGUUCCUACCAUCCGCCAGUGCUCACCAUCACCGACCGUGGUUUCUGGAAGACCCUUCAUCCUGGCUGGCUCCGCCACGGAGUGGCAGAGAUCAUCAAGAUGGCUGUUAUGAAGGACCUGACCCUCUUUGAGCUUUUGGAGAAACACGGUGUGCGGGCUGUGCAAACCAAGUUCGGCACGGAGGGUGAUAGCGUGGAUGACGCCGAGUUUCAGGAUGUUUGCGACCUGAUUGUCGGCAAGGCCAUGGAGGGCUACGUCCGCUCCGAGUACGGCAACCUUUGGGAGACCCACCAGUGCCGACCACAUGCAUAUGGGCACACUUGGUGCCCUGGCUAUGAGCUACCAGCCGGCAUGUUGCAUGGGCAGGCGGUGGGCACCUGCAUGGGCUUUGGGGCCUACCUCUCUUUCAUCGAGGGCUGGGUAUCAGAGGAGGAGAUGCACCGUGUCCUGAAGGUAAUCUCGGAUUGCGAGCUCUCCCUGUACCACCCUAUCAUGGAUGAUGACAAGAUGGUUUGGAAGACCCAGCUAGCGAUCGUGGAAAAGCGCGGUGGCAACCUUUGUGCUCCGAUUCCGAAGCCUCUUGGCUUCUCCGGUUAUUUGAAUGACCUGUCGGAGGAACAGCUUUACCAGAGGAUGCACGAGUACAAGGACCUUGUGUCCAAGUACCCUCGUGGCGGUCGGGGUGUGGAAGAGCAUUGCGUGGACGUGGGCUUGGAGGACCCGCAAGCAAAGAAGCUGCAAAAGAAGGCGGAGGCGGAGGCUGGUCAGGCCGCCGUCGUUGCUGGGAAGCUCGAGCUUCUGGAGCAGCUGAGACAUGAGGGGCUGAUCAAUGCAGAACAGUUCGAGCUCAAGCACCAACAGCUUGCAUAG